AUGGAAUCAAAAGGACAGAUGCCGCCGUAUGCCACCACGCCGAUGGCCCAGCCCGCCCAGUACCAGUACGAGCACGAUCCCCAUCCGAGCCAGCAGACGGCCUACCAGCCAGAGGUGCAGGCUGCUCCCCAGCAGUACCAGCAGACCCAGCAGCCCGAGCAAUAUCGCGCGGUCCAGCCGAUGCAGAUGGCCACGGCUGCCGUCCCUGGCGGGUGGCAGUCCGACCUGCUCGACUGCACGCCGCUCAGCACCUGCUGUCUGGGCACCUGGCUGCCCUGUCUCCUUCUCGGCCAGACGGCCGAGCGCAUGCGCAAUCCCGCCAACCAGAAUCCCGACGGCUGCAACGCCGACUGCAUGGUCUUAUGUGCCAUCCAGUACUGUACCGGCUGUGGCUGGAUCUAUGUCAUGGUCAAGCGCUCCGAAAUCCGCCAGCAGCUCGGCAUCAAGGGCAACGGCGCCUCCGACUGCUGCACCUCCUACUGGUGCACAUGCUGCGCCGUCAUCCAGCAGGAAAAGGAGGUCGUCGCGCGCACGGGCGGCGCCGCCCCCAUCACUCAGGGCUACCAGGCCCAGUCCAGCAUGCAGAUGCCGCAAAAGUGA
Messenger RNA from Grosmannia clavigera kw1407, 600 nucleotides. RefSeq names its product duf614 domain containing protein. The transcript has 3 exons. The coding region runs from base 1 to 600 and encodes 199 amino acids. The record is from RefSeq and is a predicted model, not a curated record. NCBI's taxonomy places the organism in Eukaryota, Fungi, Ascomycota, Sordariomycetes, Ophiostomatales, Ophiostomataceae.